UAGAAUGCCAAUUUGCUGACCCUUGCUUAGAUAACACCAUCAGUGGCGUACGAUUUAAUUAAAUCCCAGUUUGGAUGCUCACAUAGAAGUUUCUCCAAGUUUUAGUGUGAAUAUCAAUUAAAGGGAUACGAAAAACGAGUCAAUAGUCCUGUAUAUUAAUUAACUAAUGCUAAAAUGCUGGGUAUAUGGUUCGUAGUCGAAAAAAUUAAUCAUACAUACAUCGACAAUUAUAUCGGUCGAAAUCCCAUAAUGAGCACAUGUCCCAUAGUCCAUCUGAGUAGCUAUCAACCGUAUUCAAAUGAAGACCUAGACGAGGAGAAAUAUAGAAGAAAAAGACCAAAAUAUCCUUCGAAUGAACUAAAUAGGUUCCAAGAAAACGAUAAUGGUCUAUAUAAGGACCCUUACCAAGUCCAUUAUGUACCGGAUUAUACGUAUCCAGACUUCACCCAAUACUUACGAAUGUAUUAUGAAACAGAGGAGAAUAGUGUUGAGGCAUUUUACAGAUAUGAAAUUAUUGAUCCGGGAUACUGGAUCAGUCCUAAGCUAGAUGGUAUACGAAGCCCAAAACUAUUUGCCGGUAACGUUCAAAUAUUGAAAGCAGUCGGCAGCCAUAUGGUGCUGACUUUUUGCGACGGAAGACACAGAUAUUUGUACACGUUAAUAUUGGCCAGACAGAGAUUCCUUAGUCGUAAGGAACUGAUUGGGAUACAUAACUUAAUCUCCAGGCAGAAAUUGUCGACGUUUUCCGUGGAAAAAUUUUGUAGCUCAUCUAACAGUUUGUUUGCUUCAUAUCGGAUUUAUAUUAUUAUUUUUGGAUUUUUUGUGAAUAAACUGAGUUAUUAG
Messenger RNA from Anthonomus grandis grandis, 843 nucleotides. RefSeq lists its product as uncharacterized. NCBI's taxonomy places the organism in Eukaryota, Metazoa, Arthropoda, Insecta, Coleoptera, Curculionidae. The record is from RefSeq and is a predicted model, not a curated record. Bases 175 to 843 code for a protein of 222 amino acids. The transcript is spliced from 4 exons.